AUACAACAAAGUAUGAUUGGUGUAAUCGUACCAUAUUUAUCGAAGAUUCGUAGAAGUUAUCAGUCAAAUGAUCUUAUCGAUCGCCUCAGUUAUGAGUACACUGCUAUGAUAAUUACGCUCGCAGCAUUCACUCUUGCAGCCACACAAUACGUCGGAAAUCCAAUUCAGUGCUGGGUUCCAGCUCAAUUCACUGGCGCAUGGGAGAAGUACACAGAAACGUACUGCUUCAUCAAGGGCAGCUAUUUUUUACCACUAGAUGAUGACAUUCCGUACGAGUUUAAUCAGCGAGAGGAUGCGAUGGAUUUUUUGAUUGACUAUCUGAAAUUGUUUAAAAUUGUGCCUGAUGGCAGUGAUUCAAUCGAUACUUUGAAUCAUUAUUACACGGCGAUGUUGUUGAUGAUAUCUGGAAUAUCAAUGUCAGCCAUGAUUUAUGUCGCGCAUCCAAUUCAGUGUUGGGUUCCAGCCGAAUUUCAACCACAAGUAGACUGGGAACACUAUGCAGAGAUGUACUGUUUCACGAACGGCUUCUACUUUCGUGUAGAAGAUUGCUAUUUGGAUAAGAAUAAUUCGGAGAGGAUUUGCGUUGAGGAUAGGCAAGUUCAUAUUGGAUACUAUCAAUGGCUUCCUUUAAUUGCAGUACUGCAAGCUUUCAUGUUUGCGGCACCACUCUACUUCUGGCGAGUCAAUUCAUCAAAAACUGGUAUAAAUGUAAAAGGAGUGCUGAAUUCGGCGGCAUCAGUUAAGAAGAAAUUCGAUCGAGGAUCGCGAAUUGCACAAGUGCACAUUGCAGCAGAUCACUUGCAAGAGGCUCUCGACAUGCAACGUGAACUUAAAGGUAUUCAUUCUUUCGCAUCUUUCGCACCAUUCAGAGAACCACAAUACCAUCGAGGCUUUGAUUGCUUGAGAUUUGGUAAACGAAAUGGCGUCUAUCUUGUGGCUUUAUACCUAUUCACUAAGUUAUUGUAUGUGUUGAAUGUAUUGAUGCAGUUCGUUAUACUGAACGCUUUUCUUGGGCCUCAGUAUACAUUUUGGGGUGCUGGAAUUCUUUCGGAUAUUUGGAAUGGAAAAGAAUGGAACGAAUCUGGCCACUUUCCUCGUGUUACUAUGUGCGAUUUUGACGUGAGGGUAAUGGGUAAUAUUCACCGAUGGACCGUUCAGUGUGUUCUUAUGAUCAAUAUGUUCAACGAGAAAAUUUACAUAUUUUUAUGGUGGUGGUUUGUAUUAGUUGGUAUACUGACAAUAAUAUCAUUUUUCUACUACGUGAUUGCCCUAACAGUAGCAACGAAUCAACGUCAAUUCGUGACGAGGUAUUUGCGUUGUACGGGUGCCAUUUCUAAGCAGUCGAAUUCACGUAAUGACGAUCAUCUUAACAGUUUCAUCAAUAAAUUUCUACGACCCGAUGGUGUAUUCCUCUUACGACUGAUUGAGUCAAACGGCGGUGAUUUAUUGGUCGGCGAGGUUGUGAGUGCGUUGUUCAAUCGUUAUCGAGCUCGAAUGGAAGAUCAUCUUGACACUCUGCCGGUCACAGAAAGUCCGAAUAGCAGUGCAUCAAUUCAUCACAAUUAA
This is a messenger RNA of Anisakis simplex (herring worm), 1566 nucleotides long. Lineage: Eukaryota; Metazoa; Nematoda; Chromadorea; Rhabditida; Anisakidae. The record is from the annotation of a GenBank genome assembly.